CCCCAGGCUGCUCACUGUGUCCUGGCAAACAGUCCUGGGAAUGAGGAGCUGGUUCGCUUUUACUGUCACACCCAGAGAACCAUCAGCAAGCGGCUGGUCCUUCGCCAGGACCCAUCAGUGAAACGCACCGUCUGCAAAAGGUGCUCCGCACUUCUCGUUCCUGGCAUCACCGCAACUGUGCGGCAGAGAGGGCGAAGACACAAGUCGACAGUGGUGAGGUGCCUGGCGUGUGGCCUGACCAAGAGGUUCCCCAGUAAACCAGGCUACAUCCUGUGGGUGGAUCGGCCAGAGGCUCAGCUUCAGAACCAGGCCCCGAUCAUAGCUCACACCCGGCCUGAACCAGGUGAGGGCACAGAGG
Molecule: messenger RNA, 358 nt
Organism: Rhincodon typus (whale shark)
Lineage: Eukaryota; Metazoa; Chordata; Chondrichthyes; Orectolobiformes; Rhincodontidae
Gene: rpp21
Product: ribonuclease P 21 subunit
Exons: 3
Biological process (GO): tRNA processing
Cellular component (GO): nucleolar ribonuclease P complex
Source: RefSeq, a predicted model, not a curated record